AUUAGUCGGAGGCGAGCGUCGAUAUAUAUUCGUAGGAGUAAAUCCCGUUCGAACGAGUGCGUUGGUUAUUCCGCUUAUUCCCUUUCUCUAUCCUUCCUUCUCGCUUUUUCUCUCGCGCCUCUUGCCCGAGCGUACGCAUUUUCACACGCGCUUACCCACGCGCUUUAACAUUUACUCGAAUGCAUUUCCGGUACCUCUCACUUCGUGAACCGUUUCCUUGCGUUGUCGUCAUCGUCAUCGUUGUUAUCGUCGCUGUGAUUCACGUUAACUGCUCGUAUGCUUCUUCUUGACUCGUCGAAGAUCGCUUACAUUUUUCUUAUGUAAUUCGUUCAAAAAUAAUUUGAUCGCAGAUUGAAAAAUAGAUCUUACGGAUCAGUGGAUACCAAGGUAUACUUUUAAUAGCGACAAUAGGACGUAAUAAACUUCGAGAGUCGAUCAAAUCGUCCGAACGUCUCCAUUAUGUACCUGUAUUCGCAAAUUACGCCGAUAGAACGCGUUUAUUUGGCAAUUGUUCAACGACGCGAAGAACGGACGAAAGGUCUUGAAAUUCUCGCGAUGAAAAUGGAAACAAAAUUUCAUAUCGAACGAAAAUAUUUUGAAACGUACGUGACUAUAAAAGUCACGUCUACCGCUGGUAGACGGUACAAGUAGAAAAACACGAGAGAUAGAAAAAAGAUCGCCCUCUAUCAGAUAGAAGUCUCAUUGUACUGGCACAUGUGAGACAAUUUCUCAUCGAGUUCGAGCGACGCCGCAUCGUUAAUUUCCGAUGUGUGCGUCAUAUCAUACGCGUGACAACUCAAUUCGGACGGCAAGAGACGCUUUAAACCCGCGCCUCUCUUAUAAAUAUUCCACGGUCGCGGUCGAUGCGAACAAAACGCUUGUUUAAACCCUCGCGUUUAACGAGUUUCGGAGGAAAAUUUUUAUCGGGGUGAAACAAUACCGCUUAUUGAUCAAAUUUCGAUCGAACGAAGAACUGCAUAAAGUCGUCGAUCGAUCUGGCUAGGGACUCCCAUAACGAGAGAAACAUGUUAUCGUUAUGAGAGUUAUCGUCGCUUCCAGAAACCAAUGAAUCGUGAACGGAUUAAUAAGGUGAAUAAUUAUACUCUAUUUUCGAUUAGAGGGAACGAAGCGUUGUAACGAUUCGACGAAAUUCAAGGAAUUAUUGCGCACGUUUAAAUCAAAUUCACGUAGGUUUAGACUAAAAAGGACAUGCCGUUUUACAUCACAUAUAAAUGUUACAAAAACACUGUUACGACUUCUAUCUAAGCCUUUGCAUGGAGAAAUUUUGGUAGCCGUGUGAUUUAAAUAAUCAGGUAAUAAUAAAUUUAAAUUGUCAAUCGGUUGAAAUUUUUCCUUUGACUCGAGUACCCAAAGCGACAAAAUUAUAGACUUUAAUAAAGAGGCUGGUAUGGUAUGCGACGUGAAACACCACGACUCGUACGUGCAUAUGAUCAACUCUUGUUCUAAUUAACAACUCUCACAGAAGGAUCGUAGUCACCGCUUGCUGAGAAAUGCCGUGGAAUACCGAAAGGGUUUGGGGAAAUCAAAGUCAGUUGAUUAAUCCUCUGUCUCUGUCUACGAAAUCAGUAAAUUAGUCUCUCGGGAAUACCUUUCAACGCGAACGAGCUUCCGAUGUAUUUGCAUGGCAAUUAACAACAUUUAUUUCUUCACACCCUGUUCAUUUACUGACCAACUUACACAACAAUCCCAGGAUUGUUCUUCCAGUAGUUUGUUUUAUAUUUCCAGUUUUACUUAUUGCGUCGAUUCGACGAAUAAACGUAGCUCGAGUCGCCUUACGGUCAGCAUCUAACAAUCGUCGUUCGAUCCGUGCUAUCCGUGUAACUGAAUCGAAGGAAAACUUCCAACGAUAAUUGCGUUCGAAGAGACACAUAAGUCGGAAUGUAAGGUAAAGCCGACUAUUCAGCGUGGGACUGUAAGAAAGGGUCAAAGAACGACGACGCGACAUAAAGAGUGGAAGCUUGACCACGUAUUGGCCGUCGUGUACUUAUUUGAAGGUGCGCUGCCGGUCUGAUCGCAAUCAUGCACUACUCACUGAUGCUUCAGACGUUUAUCGUUAUCGUGCAUAUCGUGCCUGAGGUCCUUCUCCAUCGGCCGAAUGUCAGGGGCAUAUAUACCAUGGAGAAGCACGUCCAGGAGCACGAGAUAGUGAUACCUCGAAAAGUGACCUACCGAGGGGAGCUUAUCUCGCACAACGUGACCCACCACCAUCACGAGGACGGGCCAGUGGUACACUAUCGAUUGUCCGUGGCCGGUAACGAGUACCACAUCGAACUGACGGCCGUGGACAACUUCAUCGGACCAGGGAUGGUCGUUGAAAGACGGAAACGAGACGUACAUGUGCGCAGCCGGUCAAAAAAUCGCUCGAGCAAGUGCCAUUAUCGGGGUUUCAUUCAGGGACAUCCGAAUUCCCAGGUUGCCUUAUCCGCCUGUGACGGUCUGGCGGGCAUGCUGCGUGGCGAUGACGGCGAGUUCUGGUUGGAACCAGUCGCCGUGUCCCCGGAAGAAGAACAAGUUCGGCUGGAGGUUCGGCUGGAAGACGCCGGCGCCGAGAGCCGUGCCACGGCCGGACUCUACCGGAACUCGGUGCUCGGCAGGCCGCAUCUCGUGUUUCGUAGGUCCGUGGAGCAGCCGCAGCUCGAAAUCGGCGCCGCCGGCCGCACCAGACGCCGACGAAAAAAGAAGAGAAAACUCGAGAGAAACUGUGGCACUCGCGAGCCGAGGCGGCUGACGGAAACACGGCUCGAAUGGCAAACGCAAUCGGGACUGGUACAGGUUCAAGGACGAGGCCGAAGAAAACAUCAUCAGACGAAACGAUGGCAACGUGCCAAGAGAUCGAUCAGCCGACCGCGUCACGUCGAGGCUCUCGUUGUCGCUGACACGACGAUGAUGGCUUUUCAUCAGGACGGCGACGUUGAGACGUAUCUGCUGACCAUCAUGAACAUGGUGUCCUCCCUCUACCUCGAUCCUACCAUAGGGAAUUUCAUUAACGUCGUCGUGGUCAGGAUUAUCCUCGUCGAGGAGGACGACGCGGAAGUACGUGCGAAUUACGCCGGUGAUCAAGGACUGGACAUCACGGUGAACGCGGACAGGACGCUGUACAAUUUCUGCAAAUGGCAACAGAAACUGAAUCCGGUGGACGACUCGCAUCCGAAUCACCACGACGUGGCGAUUCUGGUGACGAGGGAGGACAUCUGCUCGAGAGCGAACACGCCGUGUAGUACUCUGGGAGUGGCUCACGUAGCCGGCAUGUGCCAACCGGACCGCAGCUGCAGCGUCAACGAAGACAAUGGAAUCACGCUCGCGCACACCAUCACCCACGAAUUGGGACACAACUUUGGCAUGUACCACGAUACGGAAAAAAUCGGCUGCAGCAAACGAGACGGUGACACCCUGCACGUGAUGACGCCGACCUUCGAGGUGGACACCAUUGGCGUCGCCUGGUCCAGAUGCUCUAGGAGGGACAUUACCAAUUUUUUGGAUCAAGGGAAAGGCGAAUGCUUGGAAGACGAACCGGCGGACAACGAUUACUCGUAUCCAGAGUUACCGCCUGGCGCGAUGUAUAACGCGGAGCACCAAUGCAGGCUUCAGUUCGGCGUCAGGGAAGCUUCCGUUUGCUCGCCCUUGCAGGAGAUCUGUUCUAAAUUAUGGUGCAUCGUCGAUGGCACUUGCACCACCAUGCUUCAUCCGGCCGCCCCGGGGACACACUGUGGCAAACACAUGUGGUGUCAGAACCAGGAAUGCGUGCCAAUUGUGGACAAACCGCGUCAAAUCGACGGCGGAUGGGGCGAGUGGGGCUCUUGGAGCGAGUGUUCGAGAACCUGUGGUGCGGGUGUUUCGAUCGUCGAGCGGAAAUGCGACCAUCCGGAACCAGCGCACGGUGGUAAAUUCUGCAUCGGGGAAAGACGUCGAUAUAAAAUUUGUAACACCGAUCCGUGCCCGGAAGAGACGGCCAGUUUCAGAGCAGUUCAGUGCAGCCAUUACGACGGCAAAGAAUACAAAGGGAAGAAUUACACUUGGCUGCCGUAUUUCGAUCAGACGGAACCCUGCGAGCUAUAUUGCACCGACACAGAGGAAAGCGUGAUCGUUCCAUGGGGUGAAGCCGCUCUCGAUGGCACACCCUGUAACGUUGGUACCAGAGACAUGUGCAUUGCUGGAAUCUGUCGAAAAGUUGGCUGUGAUUGGACGGUCGAUUCAGAUGCCACGGAAGAUCGUUGUGGAAUCUGCCAUGGCGAUGGAACUCAGUGCGAAACGACAGGCGGAAUUUACGACAAAAACGACGGUCCAGGAUACAAGGAAGUGGUCGUUGUCCCCAAUGGAUCGAGAAAUAUAAAAAUCGAAGAAAUUGGAAACAGCAAAAAUUACAUUGGAAUAGGUGUGCCAAAUUCCGACAAAUAUUUCCUUAAUGGAAAACGGCAGAUCACUUUAGCAGGGGAAUACCAAGUGGCCGGAACUCCAGCUCUGUACGAGCGCGAUCGCGACAGAGAAAAGGUCAGAAUUCCUGGCCCGAUCAAAGAGGACAUCGCAGUCUAUUUGAUUUCCAGAGGACAUUAUCGGAAUUUCGGGCUGCGAUACGAGUACACAGUGCCGAAAAAGGAGCCUGAUCGGGCACCGGAAUACUCGUGGGUAUUUUCCGACUGGUCGCUGUGCACGGCCACUUGCGGCGGUGGCACGCAAACCUCCAAAGCACUCUGCAACGAGAAGAAGAGCGGGGUCGUCGAGGACCACUUUUGCGAGGGCAUCGAAAAGCCGGAAUCGAUUUUGCGAGAAUGCAAUCUGAAUCCAUGCCCAGCCAGAUGGUGGAUCGGUCCAUGGCAAAUGUGCCCGGUAUCGUGCGGAGAGGGUGCUCUUCGAAAACGAUCGGUGAUGUGUGUCUCUUCGGGAGUGGGCCCCGAUAGAUCGGAUUUGGCUCUGCCCGAUCGAGACUGUAACCGGGACGUGAGACCCGAAGAGGUCAGCCCGUGUCUAAACUUACCCCCUUGCAGCUCCACCGAACCACCAUUGAUCGUCUACGCGGACAACAAGGAUGCCUCUUUCUACAACGUGAGCUCCAACGAUCAAAAUGGAAUCACGAUCGUCGAUAGUCUUACUACCGAGGAGCCAGAGAUCCUCGAAUUCGACAAUGUGGUCGAUGAAAAUCCAGAUAAUUCCAUGUAUAAUACCAAGUCGAAGUGGAUCGUCUCGAAAUGGAGUCAUUGUACGAAUGGUAAGAGAACUAGGAAGGUGACCUGCUCGAUGCAAGGAGACUGCAAUCCAGAAAACAAGCCGGCCACCAUCGAACUUUGCCAAGGUGGGAGAUGGAUCACUGGAAAAUGGGAGUCCUGCAACGCGAGCUGCCUCGUGAGAGUCGGCGUUAAGCGAAGGGAAGUCGAGUGUCGUGAUCGUAUAACAGAAUUACUGUCCGACGAUUGCAACCCCGAGAGAAAGCCGAUCGAUACGAGGCGUUGUUAUCAUAGGCGGCAAUGCGCGAACGAUAAAUCUGAGUGUAAGGAUACUAUUGUACCAGCCUCAAUGUGCGCGUCAUAUAGGCGCAUGUGCGAUGUGUCAUUGAUCGUGCAGGAUAAAUGCUGUGCCACGUGUUUCAAAAAACGAAGACACAGUCGUCGCGACAGAAGACACAUUCCCGAUCAUUGACAAGUCGAAAAUCCAGCAGCCGAAUCGAUCAACUUUCGCUUUUGAACAACCCUUCUAGAUCCAGCCUAAAACAGGAUCCGUCCUAUGUCUGUACUUGCUUCGAAGAUUGUCGGAAAAUCGCGUAAUAUAUUCCUAAUACGGCCGAGUUAAACAUCGAAUUUCGAUGCAAUACAGUCAAGUUAAGUAACAAUAAAAAAAGUGACGAAAAUUCAAAGUGUACCUAACAUUCCGAUAUAAAUGACAUUAUAAUGAAGUAUAAAUUUUGGACACUGUCAUAAAGUUUCCGAAUAAACAAAUUAACAACAUCGUACGUAAAUUUAAGGUGAAUAUUCGUAACUUUGUAGCUCUAGCGAUACAACGGUGCAAAUACAUAUAAAAGUUAAUGAAAUUUCCAAGAUGUACAAAUAUACGCAAAAUGUGAAAAUAUAUCGAAUUCCUGUAUAUAUAUACAAAAUAUGUAUAAACACUCGAUAUAUUUUUGAAUUAAAUGUAACGUUACGAAUUUUAAGGUACGUGUCCACUUGAGUGUACAACUAUCGCGAGUUGCUCUUUACAGUAUUUCCCACAACUGGACAUUGCUGAGUGACUAUCUGAUCUGAUGAUUCUAUGUAAUAAAUCAAUAACAUAAAUUUGUACUAAAAUAAACAAACUGCUAUAUUCUUUAUUUGAUUAUAAUAUCGUUAAAUUAAAAUCCCUUUUCAAAUAAAAUAUAACAAAGCUUUUUUCCGCUAAAAUGUAAAUUUUACAUAUCUUAUUAUUGUUUAUACAUAUAUUUUAUUAGCAAAAUGAUAUACUUGAUAUUUUUAUGGUACUAAACUUUUGUACAAUCAUAUACGUAUAUGUAAGACUGCGACUCUUCAACUGUUCGUGCAACUCAC
Messenger RNA from Bombus huntii, 6530 nucleotides. RefSeq names its product A disintegrin and metalloproteinase with thrombospondin motifs 7-like. Gene Ontology annotation, biological process: extracellular matrix organization; proteolysis. Gene Ontology annotation, molecular function: metalloendopeptidase activity. Gene Ontology annotation, cellular component: extracellular matrix. Bases 2041 to 5652 code for a protein of 1203 amino acids. The transcript is spliced from 17 exons. Lineage: Eukaryota; Metazoa; Arthropoda; Insecta; Hymenoptera; Apidae. The record is from RefSeq and is a predicted model, not a curated record.